Messenger RNA from Pristis pectinata (smalltooth sawfish), 3190 nucleotides. RefSeq names its product cholinergic receptor, muscarinic 5b (gene chrm5b). The record is from RefSeq and is a predicted model, not a curated record. The transcript has a single exon. Gene Ontology annotation, molecular function: G protein-coupled acetylcholine receptor activity; G protein-coupled serotonin receptor activity. Bases 120 to 1652 code for a protein of 510 amino acids. Gene Ontology annotation, biological process: gastric acid secretion; adenylate cyclase-inhibiting G protein-coupled acetylcholine receptor signaling pathway; chemical synaptic transmission. Gene Ontology annotation, cellular component: synapse; plasma membrane; dendrite. NCBI's taxonomy places the organism in Eukaryota, Metazoa, Chordata, Chondrichthyes, Rhinopristiformes, Pristidae.
AGCAAGGAGAAAGGAUACCUGGAGAAGCAACUACUCUAGCAUCAUCCCUGGUUCACGUCAUCAGAAAAAACACCCAUUGUUCCUUGCUUAUUCUAGGUAUUGCUCCAGUUCCAGAAAUCAUGGGAUCAGAUCUCUUCAGGAAUGGAUCUAUGACUGGUAACAGCUCCAAUCAAGAGGAAGGACAGGGCCUUUUGAAAAUAGUAACAAUUUCCACUAUUACUGCUAUUGUAAGCUUUAUAACAAUAAUAGGUAAUAUUUUAGUCAUUGUGUCAUUCAAAGUGAACAGCCAGCUAAAGACGGUGAAUAAUUAUUUCCUGUUAAGUCUGGCCUGUGCUGAUCUUAUAAUUGGAGUGUUUUCAAUGAAUCUCUAUGCUUCUUAUAUACUGAUAGGUUCCUGGUCACUGGGAAAUUUGACGUGUGAUUUAUGGCUCGCACUGGAUUACGUGGCCAGUAAUGCCUCAGUCAUGAAUUUGCUCCUUAUAAGCUUCGACAGGUAUUUCUCAAUCACACGGCCUUUAACCUACAGGGCUAAACGUACUCCCAAAAGGGCUGGUAUCAUGAUUGGGCUUGCAUGGUUGAUAUCCUUUAUAUUGUGGGCCCCUGCAAUUUUAUGCUGGCAAUACCUGGUUGGAAAAAGAACAGUUCCUUCAAAUGAAUGUCAGAUACAAUUUUUGUCUGUACCUGCUAUUACCUUUGGUACGGCAAUAGCUGCUUUCUACAUCCCUGUGUCAGUCAUGACAAUAUUGUACUGUCGCAUCUAUAAAGAGACUGAGAGACGGACUAAGGAUCUGGCGGAACUGCAAGCAACAAAUCUCGCCUCUGAAGACGAAGUUGUUGUCUCCAAAAGGACUCUGCUAACAUCCUGCUUUGGAUGUGUCGGCCACAAGCUCUCACGCAGGGAAAGAUCCCAAGUAUCAUGGUCUUCAAAUAGAAGCACGACGGUAACUCUAAGAUCCACACACACACAGAACGCCACAGAUGAAUGGUUAAAACGUGACAACAUAGAUUCUUUCGAAAACUACCCCAUGUCGGAAGAAGAUGAAAGGCUCACUCCUAGAUCUGCCUCUUCGGUGUCUCAAGGGCAGAAUCAGAACUCUGAAUACCCCGGGGAGGAUGACACAAAUGUGUCCUUGGAAGAGCCUCCUGCAAUAAAUAAUUAUGAAAAUCAAAACUAUUUGGUGACCCCCGUGAAAAAACAGAAGGAUAAAAAGCACAUCUCUUACAAAGGUAAUAAAGUAGCCGUCAAAAAUGGCAGCUCUUCAUCAACCUCAGACACAAGUAAUGGUUGCACAGAAAUAAAAGUAACACCCCGCCAAUCCACCGAGCCAGAAGUUCCAUACAUGAGAAACAUGGAUCAAAAUCUUAAAUUGCAGAUCACCAAGAGAAAACGGUUGGUUUUGAUUAAAGAAAAAAAGGCAGCACAGACACUUAGUGCCAUUCUACUGGCUUUCAUUAUCACAUGGACACCGUACAAUAUUAUGGUGUUAGUCUCAACGUUCUGUUCAUACUGUAUCCCAACGUCAUUGUGGCAUCUGGGAUACUGGCUGUGUUAUGUUAACAGCACAGUCAACCCCAUGUGCUACGCUCUGUGUAACAAAACCUUCCGUACGACUUUCAAGAUGCUGUUAUUAUUUCAGUGGAAGCGGAAGUGAAUUAUCUGGGUGGCAGCAAGUUACAUCUUUAAAAUGUGAGAGUAAAGUGGAUGUUACUUUCUUCCUUCGAUGCUCCAGAUCUGACCAUUGACUAUCAUUCAAUAAUUGUUUCUUCGCAAAAUAUCGGAAUUGAAACAACAGCCUCGACAGAACAACUUCCUUGAGUUUAUAGAAACGGAACUGAACGAACACCAACUGUAACCACUUCCAAUGAAGCCCAAGAACCUGCCUGGAAUUUUUUGUGGAGACAAUCACAUGACCCAGGUGACCGGGACCUCCUUAAAUUCUCAUCUUAACUUUCCUUGUCACAAUGACAAACGCUUUACUAUUCAAAAAGAUUAUUACACUAACCCCAAGUCACAGUGCUUAAAAUUCUGAACUAUAAAUCAAAUAACACCGAGGUGCAUACCUUAUGCAGAGAAAGUAUUGUUUCAUUUAUACCGGGAUGUCUGCCUGUUUUGGCAACUUAUUUGCUGCUCUUUCCUUCCUUCCCUCCUUAAAAACAGUACCUACUGACAGGUGUGGCUUCAUAGGCACCCAACAUCCUUCAACUGCAAAUGUGACCGAAUGUCAGCAGGCCAUUGAAACACUGGAGGGGAAAGAUGCGAGAACCCAAGGCCAGUUCAAAUCAUCUCACCACGUGUGCAAACGUGGGCUCUCUCCGACAGAGUUACUGGAUGAUGAUCAGGAAAUAAAACCCUGGGUGGAUUUUCCCUCCCUGCAGUGUUGUGGUUUUAAUGCCCUGUGACAGAUCCCGCGGCCUAGAAAUGGAAAGGUCGAAUUUGGGUCCGUUAAACACUACCCCCCCCCCCCCACCCCUCCACCACCAUCACCACCACCCCCAGUGGAAAAUUGGGAAACCCACCUGGAAAGCUCCAUUAAGUGGGCACAACGCUAGCAAAUGCUUUCCUGUGUGGGUGUGGGGUUAGCCUUUGCAGAAAGGGCAAAGAAUUUCCAAUAAACCCACAGCAGCGAACCCAGGUGAUAGGGUCCCGGGAUUGGUAGGGUGGUCGCCGGUUGCAUUCAGAAACAUCGAAACGCCUUGAAACUUUACCAAAAGUUUUUUUUAAAUAGCUCACUUAAAACAUGUUUACGAAAAUGAAAACACCAAGUAUAGCACACAAAUUACAAACAAAAACCUAACUUAACUCCCUCUACCUUUUAUUAUCCUUGCAACUUUACAAUCCCCAUUCAAGUGACUGGGCUGGCGGACCGUGCACCAGAUAUAACGGCGCAAGAUUGGCGCUGACCACCCCCCUCCCCCUCCCCCCCGGCUGGAGGCAGUGUCAGGCUGGCACGGAGGAGUUCGCAUGGAAAUGCUGAGAGUAACCGCAGUUUGGCGGCAAUUUGGUGCAUUCACCUGCAAAAUCUGGGCUUUUGUGGCAAAAUCAAGGAAUCCGCUAAUAGAGAAGCAUAGUCAACCCCUUUGUUGUAUAAUCCAAAGACAACGUAAUAUUGAUUACACCUGUUGAACUCCACAUUAUCGUCUCUGUGUUCGCUCGCUGUGAAGUAAACUAACUUACUUUGUAUCUGGCCAC